AUGGCUGAGGAAUGGAGCUGCCAGGGUUGUAACCAGGGAAUGGUGCUUGAGAGUCCCACCGUAGGUGUGCUGGGAAAGAUGAUGAGGUUGGGAUCUCACCUGAGUCCCUCAAGAACUGAGUGCUACAUCACCUCAGAUAUGUUCUAUGUAGAGGUGCAUUUGGAUAAAGCAGGACAGCUUGUGGAUGUCAAAGUAGCCCAUCAUGGAGAAAACCCUGCGAGUUGUCCUGAGCUGGUACAACAUUUAAGAGACAAAAACUUUGACGAGUUCUCCAAACAUCUGAAGGGGCUGGUCAACCUUUACAAGUUACCCGGAGACAACAAAUUGAAGACUAAGAUGUACCUGGCUCUCCAGUCUCUGGAGUUAGACCUCACCAAGAUGAUGCAUAUGUUCAGGAUAGCCAUGAAUGCCAGCACUGUGGAGACAAUUCUUCAUGGAGGCGUGGGUCUGUUGACAGCGAGGAGUGGUGGUCAUCUAGUGUCUCUGCAGUGUUAUGUUUCUCCAUACGACAUCUUUGAGGAAGGAUCAGGAAUGCCGCUCAACUUCACAGAUGCCAAUAUUCCUCGUACUUUAGGUGUGAGUGUAUUGGUGACUGUCGAGGGCACCUCAUCGGUAUAUAAGCUUCCCAUUGCUCCACUUAUUACAGGAUCCCAUCCAGUUGACAACAAAGGGACUCCAUCAUUUUCUUCAGUAACGAACUCAAACUGUGUAGAUUUACCUGCGUGCUUCUUCUUGAAGAUGAACCAUCCAAUGCCUUUUUCUUUAUCAUUUGUUCAAAAGAUGGGAAAUAUCACGGGAAUCCCAGUAUUUGAAUCUGCGCCCACCUUGUCCUCACUCUAUGAACUCAUUAUUAAAAGUCAACUGCGUGAAGAGGGUUGUGUCUCUCCUGGUCUGGACAAAUCAAUGCGCUUCUAUGCAUGUUUACCAGGACAGCAGCACUGCUAUUAUCUAAAUGGUGAUGCUCCAGUCCAGGAUGGAAGAUCUCUGCAAGGAGCUUUGGUUCACAAGAUUCCCUUUAGACAUCCUGCGCAAGUGCCCACUCUCCUUGACAUUAUUCGACACCAGGCUGCUUACAACACACUGAUUGGUAGCUGUGUCAAAAAGACCAAUAUUAAGGAAGCAGAUACCCCAGCACUUCUGCAGUUUGAGGUGUGCCCACUAACAGACUCGAGCUUUAGUGUGUCCUUCCAACACCCAGUCAAUGAAUCACUUGUCUGUGUGGUGAUGGAGGUGAUUGACUCAAGGCAGGUAGCCUGUAAACUGUAUAAGGGAUUAUCUGAUGCUUUGAUCUGCACUGAUGACUUUAUUACCAAAGUUGUCCAGAGAUGUAUGUCUAUUCCUGUGACUAUGCGUGCCAUCCGAUGCAAGGCGGAAACUAUUCAGGCAGAUACCCCAGCAUUGUCCCUUAUUGCUGAGACUGUGGAAAUAAUGGUGAAGAGGAACCUGCCCCCAACUAGUAGCCCAGGUUACUUGGGAAUUGGUACAGGGGCUGAUGGAAGCAACCCAAUAGGCCUUCCUGGUGUAAGUGGUGGGACCACAUCCACAGGAAGCAACAGUGUUGUGGGUGUAGGGGGGAGUGGGUCUUUCCAAGGCCCAAUUACCUCAUUUAACAUCAAUCGAACAAGUCAGGGAGGCUCAAGUAUGGAUAGUGUUGGACAUGUAGGAGGCCAGCAGCAAUCAAUGCAACAACAACCUCAGUUGCAGAGCCACAGUUCAGAUGACUUUAACAAAGUCACUCAGAAUCCAAUCUUAACAAGCCUUCUGAAAAUCACAGGCAGUGUCGGGUCCAGUCCUCCUCCUCAGCCUCACCAGACUCCACCACCGACCACCUCACCAGCAAGCAACACCAAAAACCACCCCAUGCUAAUGAACCUACUAAAAGAUAACCCUUCACAAGAAUUUGCGUUGUAUGGAGGUAGCCCUUUAGACAGACAGAACUCAUCUGGGUCCCCACGGACUGAUAGCCAAGGGCAGUCCUGCUCUGGCACCAAAGGUAAGAAAAAACGUCCAAGAGGCUCUGAAAAGGGACUAAUGGGAACAAGUGGAGGAAUUGGCAUGAAGCAACAAUCUCAGCACAGACAUUAA
Molecule: messenger RNA, 2085 nt
Organism: Triplophysa rosa
Lineage: Eukaryota; Metazoa; Chordata; Actinopteri; Cypriniformes; Nemacheilidae
Product: mediator of RNA polymerase II transcription subunit 1-like
Exons: 15
Coding region: 1-2085 (694 amino acids)
Biological process (GO): cellular response to thyroid hormone stimulus; regulation of transcription by RNA polymerase II
Cellular component (GO): mediator complex
Molecular function (GO): nuclear retinoic acid receptor binding; transcription coregulator activity; nuclear vitamin D receptor binding
Source: RefSeq, a predicted model, not a curated record